UGCGGGCGAGUCAUAGCCGGUCCGUCCUGCUCCAGUGAGGCCUUCGGGGAAGCAUGAUGGGGAGGCUUCCACAUCAAGGCCACCUCCGUCCUCGACUCCUUCCUCGCCUGCGAAACCUUCUGCCCCUCUUCCUCCGGCGAAACCCCCGGAUCCAUACCGUCUGGGGGUUUCCAAAAAUCUGUCUUGGGCACCGGUCAUUGCAGGGUGUGAUAGAGGAACUUCUCGAUGGAUCCCAAUAUCCCCAGAUGGGUGUGCCAGAGCUGUCGCCACGCCUUGCACGUCAUCAACGUCGAUUCCAAGAAUGACAAGUUCUUCAGCAACCCUUCCUGCUCCGGCAUGGAAGCUUCUACUGUUCAGGGAAGCGUGAUGGGCUCUAGCCAAGUGGAUCAUUCGUUUGUGGUGCUACCACGAAGCACUACUCCACAACCAGACAGUAGCCACUCUGCAAAGGUAGUCACGGAGUCAUUUGUUGUGUUACCACCUGCUGCUGCUUCAAUGUACAGGAGUGAGUCUACACCUGAAGGGAGGGGAUCCCAAGAACAGGUCCAAGGUGAAAGUCCUAGCAGUGGUUUGCAGGUCAACGACCCAAGAUUCAACUCUAGCAAAAUCUUGAAAAGGGUAUUUAAUAUUGCAACAUCCCAGACGCAGGUUGAGCAACCUAUUUGUUUGGAAUGCAUAAGACUGUUGUCAGAUAAACUUCUUGAAGAGGUUGAAGAUGUGAACCAAGACAUUGAAGCCUAUGAAUCAUGUCUUCAACGAUUUGAAAUGGAAUCCGAUGAUGUUCUUAGUGAGGCUGACUUUCUACAAGAGAAAACAAAGAUUGAGGAAGAAGAGAGAAGGCUUCAGGUUGAAAUUGAAGAAAUUGAGAAGCAGCGUUUGGAAGCUAAUGCUGAACUGAAUGAGAUACAAAUGAAAUGCAAGGAGUUUGAAGAGUUAGAGGAGCGCUAUUGGCAUGAGUUCAACUCCUUCCAAUUCCAACUGAUUUCUCAUCAGGAAGAGAGAGAUGCUCUAUUAGCCAAGAUAGAAGUUUCACAAGCACACUUAGAAUUACUGAAGCGAAUUAAUGUGCUAACUGAUGCUUUCUCUAUUUCACAUGAGGGAGAAUUUGGAACUAUUAACAACUUUCGACUUGGCCGUCUUCCUAAGAUGCGGGUUGAAUGGGAUGAAAUAAAUGCUGCUUGGGGCCAGGCAUGUCUUCUUCUACAUACCAUGGCUCAACAUUUUCGGCCAAAGUUUCUAUAUCGAAUAAAGAUUCUUCCGAUGGGAAGCUAUCCCCUUAUUUUGGACAAUAACAAUAAUGCAUAUCAACUGUUUGGUCCUGUGAAUUUGUUCUGGAGCAGUCGCUAUGACAAAGCAACGACAUUGUUUUUGACAUGCCUCAAAGAGUUUGCAGAAUUUGCAAAUCUGAAGGACCAAGAAAAUAAUACACCUCCUGAGAAAUGCUUUAGACUGCCAUACAAAAUUGAGAAUGACAAUGUGGGGAACUACACAAUCACCCAUAGCUUCAACAAGCAGGAGAAUUGGACAAAAGCUCUCAAGUACACAUUAUGCAAUCUUAAAUGGGUCCAGCUGUGGUUUGUUGCCAAUUCCAGCUUUCAGCCUCUUUCAGCGCAUGCUGAUGUUCCAGUCAUGAGAUCUUCACAUGCCAAACAAUCUGCUGACCCAAGGAGCUGAGAGUUUCGCCGAAGGCCCAUACCACUGACCUGUUUUAAAGAAACAGUCCAGAGAAUCAUGCAUAUGUAUAUAAACAAGCAAGUAGGUUUGCAAUUUGGUUUAUAGCAGCAGAUUGUUUUACUGGGAAUAAUAGAAACACUUUUGCCACAACCUCAUUCGUGUCCGCUGUAAGAACCGAUAUACGUUUAAUGCUGAAAAAAAAUUUACGUG
Molecule: messenger RNA, 1884 nt
Organism: Musa acuminata subsp. malaccensis (wild Malaysian banana)
Lineage: Eukaryota; Viridiplantae; Streptophyta; Magnoliopsida; Zingiberales; Musaceae
Product: beclin-1-like protein
Biological process (GO): autophagosome assembly; cellular response to nitrogen starvation; late endosome to vacuole transport
Cellular component (GO): phosphatidylinositol 3-kinase complex, class III, type II; phagophore assembly site; phosphatidylinositol 3-kinase complex, class III, type I
Source: RefSeq, a predicted model, not a curated record